Molecule: messenger RNA, 3854 nt
Organism: Rhinichthys klamathensis goyatoka
Lineage: Eukaryota; Metazoa; Chordata; Actinopteri; Cypriniformes; Leuciscidae
Gene: eml4
Product: echinoderm microtubule-associated protein-like 4
Exons: 24
Coding region: 314-3316 (1000 amino acids)
Biological process (GO): microtubule cytoskeleton organization
Cellular component (GO): mitotic spindle
Molecular function (GO): microtubule binding
Source: RefSeq, a predicted model, not a curated record
CCGUGCCAAAGCAGGCGGAGUCGGAAACGCGAAAGCCCAGCGCUCCUUAAACCCCCUCCCUCGCCCGCAGGAGGAGUAACCGACCGUGGUGGAGCAGCUCAAGCUCAGGGAGACUCCGUGAUCGACUGCCCCAGAGAAGCGCCUCGUUACCCGGACGGAGAACCAGCCGCCAGCCGGUCGUCCCUUUAUUCCUGCCAUUAAGCCGAUCAGAGGAGCCCGCGUGACAUUACACGAGCUCGAGGCUUUCUUCUCACAUAGAGGACGAAUUCCCCCAGUCGCUCCAGGAAUAUCUCCCUGGAUAUUUACCCGAGAAAUGGACGGUUUCGCCGGUAGUUUAGAUGACAGCAUCUCAGCGGCGAGCACCUCAGACGUGCAGGACCGGCUGUCGUCUCUGGAGCUGCGGGUCCAACAGCAGGAGGACGAGCUGACGGUGAUGAAGGCUGCGCUGGCAGAUGUGCUCAGACGUCUGGCUCAGUCCGAGGACGCCACCGCUGCCAAGAAACAGCAGAGCAGCAAAGGUCAGACCGCGCUGCGUGAGGCUUAUUCAAUGUCCUGCAUCGCCAACGGCAGUUCCAGCGGCCGCAAAUCUCACAGAGAUACCUCCACAGUCUCUAUAGCCAAGAAAGAGACACUCGCCUCCGCCGCCAAGAGUGGUGGAGAGCGGAAAAAAGACAAGCCUCUGAUGGAGGGGAUCAAGGAGAAAGAGGAGACUAAUGAUAAACCCCCCUCAGCGCCCAGCACCCCUUCCAGCAACCCCCCCUCCCCUCAUCCCCCACAGCCCCAGAGACAAGUCUCGGAGAACAAGGGCUCGACCCCGGCCAAAAGUGCAAAGCGCGGUGGAGGAAUGGAGCGUUCUCAGAGUAGCACAUGGGACAGUGGAGAGGAGAACAGGAAUAAGCUGGUGAAAGCAGCCUCCACAUCCAAGCUGCUGUCCAAAGUGGUGAAGAACGCGGAGAAACACCGAGAUCCAGUCAUCAGCCAAGCUAAAAUGUCAACCCGUGAAAAAAACAGUCAAGAGGGAGACUACAUCAAAAUGUUCAUGCGAGGACGACCCAUCACAAUGUUCAUCCCAUCGGACGUGGAGAACUACGACGAGGUGCGCACCGAACUUCCCCCGGAGAGACUCAAACUGGAGUGGGUAUAUGGAUACAGGGGUCGUGACUGCCGUGCAAACGUGUACUUGCUGCCUACCGGGGAGAUCGUGUAUUUCAUCGCCUCGGUGGUCGUGCUCUUCAACUACGAGGAGAGGACACAGCGCCACUACUUAGGACACACCGACUGUGUCAAAUGUCUUGCUGUUCACCCAGAUAAGAUCCGGAUCGCCACAGGACAGAUCGCAGGAGUGGAUAAGGAUGGAAGGCCGCUCCAGCCACACGUGAGGGUCUGGGACUCGGUCAGUCUGUCCACGCUGCAGAUCAUCGGCCUCGGCACCUUCGAGAGAGGAGUUGGAUCCCUCGCUUUCUCUAAAGCCGACUCAGGCACUCAUCUCAGUGUGAUCGAUGACUCUAAUGAGCACAUGCUCACUGUGUGGGACUGGCAGAAGAAAUCAAAAAUCGCUGAGUUAAAGACAACCAAUGAAGUGGUCUUAGCGGUGGAGUUUCACCCGACUGACGCCAACACCAUUGUGACUUGUGGGAAAUCCCAUAUCUUCUUCUGGACCUGGAGCGGUUCCUCACUGGCGCGCAAACAAGGCAUCUUUGGUAAAUAUGAGAAGCCCAAAUUUGUGCAGUGUUUGGCUUUCCUUAAUAAUGGAGACAUCCUGACCGGAGACUCAGGAGGAAUCAUGCUGAUAUGGACCCGCAGCACUGCGGAACCAGCGCCAGGGAAAGGGCCCAAAGGAGCGUUUCAGAUCUCGCGUCAGAUCAAGGCUCACGACGGGAGUCUCUUCACUCUGUGUCAGAUGAGGAACGGCACUCUGCUCACAGGAGGAGGAAAAGACCACAAGAUCAUCCUGUGGGACCAUGACCUGCAUCCAGAGAGAGACAUCGAGGUCCCAGAUCAGUACGGCACCAUUCGAGCUGUGGCCGAGGGCAAGGGGGAGCAGUUCCUGGUGGGAACGUCACGCAACUUCAUCCUGAGAGGAACCUUCAACGAUGGCUUCCAGGUGGAAGUGCAGGGGCACACGGAUGAACUGUGGGGUUUGGCGUCCCACCCCUUCAAGGACCUGUUCCUCUCCUGUGCUCAGGACAGGCAGGUGUGUCUCUGGAGCUCAGUGGACCACACGCUGGAAUGGACCAGACUGCUGGACGAGCACGGGCACUGCGCAGACUUCCAUCCUAGCGGUUCGGUUGUUGCCAUCGGGACUCACUCAGGGAAGUGGUAUGCCCUGGACGCAGAGACUCGAGACCUGGUGGCCAUUCACACAGACGGCAAUGAGCAGCUGUCAGUGAUGCGCUUCUCUGUCGAUGGCACGCUGCUGGCAGUGGGAUCACAUGAUAACUUCAUUUACCUCUACACCGUGUCGGAUAAGGGACGCAAAUACAGCAGAUAUGGGAAAUGCACUGGACAUUCCAGCUACAUUACACAUCUUGACUGGUCCCCCGACAACAAGUUCAUCAUGUCCAACUCGGGAGAUUAUGAAAUCCUUUACUGGGACAUUCCAAACGGUUGUAAGCUGAUUCGUAACCGCUCUGAGUGCAAGGACAUCGACUGGGCCUCGUACACCUGUGUGCUCGGGUUCCACGUCUUUGGUGUUUGGCCGGAGGGCUCAGACGGGACAGAUAUCAAUGCCCUGGUGCGAUCUCACAACAGGAAGGUGAUCGCUCUGGCUGAUGACUUCUGUAAAGUGCAUCUUUUCCAGUAUCCCUGCUCAAGACCAAAGGCCCCAAGCCACAAGUACAGCGCCCACAGCAGUCACGUGACCAACGUGAGCUUCAUGCACAGCGACAGUCACCUGAUUUCAACGGGCGGCAAGGACACGAGCAUCAUGCAGUGGCGUCUGGUGGAAAAGACCUCUUCCCUGGUGCACAGCGACUCCAGCUUGGGCCUGGGCGAUUCCCUGCUGCACAACUCCACCCCUCGCCCUGUGGCGUCGGUACCCAGCGUCCCCCACACUCCUACUGAGCCCGUGCCGGUGCCAGCCUCGCUACCCAUCAGCACCCAGCCUGACACCAACACUCCCCCUCCUACGCCCCCGGAACCCCUGCACACGGCCACUCCUAAUGGACAGCAGGAUGGCUCGGCCGAGACCCCGCCCCCUUCAGAUGAGGCCACGUCCCUCUCUGACAGCACCCUGAGCCCUAAGGACAGCCUCGAGCCUAGCGACGAUACGGCCACGCCCAGUGACGAGGGCAUGCCCUUUAACCCCCCCUUAUAAAGCGGCCCGACCCCUUCUCUCGCCUGCUCCAAUUCCUGUCGGAUUACAAAAGCAGAGUCUUCUCAGUUUUUAUCCUUUCGAGAUUUUCUUUUCAUUUCGUGUCUUAGUUUGUUGUUACGUUGACGGUUUGUUCAGCGGAUGUGGUCGUGGAGGCGUUGGUCCGACUCGGAUGGUGAGGGAUUAGGAAUGUGUAGUUGAAAACCUCUGAAAAGAUUUGGCACACCUACAGGUUUACACUGACCACACGAACACUAAUACACACAUGCAUACAUCAGUAACUGUGAUACAUGGGGGAAAAAGAGGGAAAAGGAUUUACCAGUUUUAGAUCCAAACAAAGUGCAAGUUCAUAUACACAGACUAACACACAAAUGGACACAUGCUUUCAAUCUAUUGGCAUUUGGCAUAUACAGCAAGACUCUUAUUGAUUUUCCUCGCUUAACGAGAUGGUUCCCUAAAAAAUAAAAAUCCUCAUCCUCAUAUUGUUCCAAAGCUGUAUGACUUUCUUUCUUUUGUGAGACACAAAAGACGUUGUUUUGAA